CCAUCGUUUCACAUCUUUCCGCUUUUGUUUUACAACAUAAACAUUCCCCCCUUUUUUUUGUCUUUUUAUUGUUUUAAAUGAGUUGCAGAGAAAACAGUGACGAUGACAGCUCCAGUAAACGCAAAGUGUGUUACGUUUAUAGUCCGGAAUAUAUCGAAAGAUGCGAUAGUUUAUCCAAAGUACCAAACCGGGCGAGUAUGGUCCACUCCCUGAUAGAGGCGUAUGGUCUGCUGCAACACAUGAGUAUUGUGAAACCUCGAGUGGCGACAACAGAAGAAAUGGCAAAGUUCCACAGUGACUCGUACUUAGAACAUCUUCAUAAAAUCAGCGAAGACGGAGACAAUGAUGACCCCCAGUCUGUAGACUUCGGACUGGGAUACGACUGCCCCAUUGUGGAGGGCAUCUAUGACUAUGCCGCAGCAGUAGGGGGCGCCUCCAUCACCGCGGCUCAGGCGCUGCUUGACGGGAAGUGUGACGUGGCCAUUAAUUGGGCUGGGGGCUGGCACCAUGCAAAGAAGGAUGAAGCUUCUGGUUUCUGUUAUGUGAACGAUGCAGUUUUAGGAAUCCUCAAACUGAGAGAGAAAUACGAGCGUGUGCUUUAUGUGGACGUGGACUUACACCAUGGAGAUGGUGUGGAAGACGCCUUUAGCUUCACAUCCAAAGUCAUGACCGUUUCUCUACACAAGUUUUCACCUGGAUUCUUCCCUGGGACAGGAGAUGUGAGUGAUACAGGUCUGGGUAAAGGCCGAUGGUACGCCGUCAAUGUCCCAAUGGAGGACGGUAUCCAAGACGACCGCUACUACCAAGUCUUCACCAGUGUCCUGCAGGAGGUGUGGUCGACCUUUAACCCCGAGGCCGUGGUGAUGCAGCUGGGGGCAGACACGAUGGCGGGGGACCCCAUGUGCUCCUUUAACAUGACCCCAGUGGGCGUGUCCAAGUGCCUGCUGUACGUGCUGCAGUGGAGGCUCCCCACCCUGCUGCUGGGAGGAGGGGGGUAUAACCUGGCCAAUACGGCACGCUGUUGGACGUUCCUCACGGCUGCAGUUUUGGGAAAGACUCUCCCAUCUGAGAUCCCAGACCACGAGUUCUUCACAGAGUAUGGGCCUGACUACUCGCUGGAGAUCAGUCCAAGCUGUAGACCGGACCGCAACGACUCCAAACAUCUGGAUCACGUCAUCUCCACCAUCAAAGGGAAUCUGAAGAAUGUGGUGUAGGACUCAACUCCUUGUUCCUGUAGUCUGCUCUACGGUCUGUUCUCUGGUCUAGACUCUGUUCUCUGGUCUAGACUCUGGACUCUGGACUCUGGACUCUGGACUCUGGACUCUGGACUCUGGACUCUGGACUCUGGACUCUGGACUCUGGACUCUGGACUCUGGACUGGACUCUGAUCCCCGAUCUCUGAUCCCUGGUCUCGUCUCUAGUUCAGUCUCAGGUCUCUCAUCUGGUCUCUGGUCCGGUCUCUGGUCCGGUCUCUGGUCCGGUCUCUGGUCCGGUCUCUGGUCCGUUCUCUAGUCCGGUCUCUGCUCUCUGGUUUGGUCCUAAUGAAGACCGCAUGGAGCCCUGAGGCACCAAGCAAACUCUGGGAUCAAACCUGGAAAACUGCGGAAAUGUAACAGUUUUUUUCCAACAUGUUUUAUAACGGGACAGAGGGGGGAGGGGCCUCGAGGAGUGACACUGUUACACUGAAAAAACAGGACAUAAAAUGACUUGAUUUUUGGUUUGGGUAAUAGUAGUUAAGAUUUAUUAAUCUAGUAAUUAACUUGGGCCAAACUAGGACUGAAACUUCUCUUGCAUCUUAAAAGGUCUUGUAUUACACAAAAUGGACCCUUGUGAGCUUUAGGUCAUGUAAUAAUGCUGUCACCUCAACAAAAACAUGCAUGGAGUUUUUCAUGUUUGAGUAAUCCUUCAUUAUUAGUCUGGCUACACCUUCAAAGCUCAAAUGCUCUGCUCCACCUUGUGAUGUCAUACAGUUGUAGCUGUAGUAACUAUGAAGUAAGAACUAAACCAGAGCCCAACCAGGAUAAAACUGCAAUAGCUUUCUAAUCCCUAAAAGGACCAAAAUACAUUAUAGAGAUCUAAACAUGGUCUAUAUGUGGUCUAAACUAGGACUAAACCAUGUCCAAACCCAGAACUAAACCAACACUAAACAAGGUCUAAACGUGGUCUAAACUAGGACUAAACCAGAACUAAACAAAGACAAUACAAAGACCGCAGACUUGUUUUGGUCCCAGGAGGAGAUCUAAGCACCAAGCAAACACUGGGUUCUUGUCCAAAGUUUAACCUGCAGAAUCCUGCUCAGAUUUGUGGACUGAGCACAAAUGAAACAUCUGGACAGAAUUUGGAGAUUUUCCCUGAAAUGGAGUAAAUACUGAACUAAGUAAUGUUAUAUGGCAUAAGGAGCAGGACUAGAACAGGACUAGAACAGGACUGAACAAGGGCUGAAUCAGGACUAAACCAGGACUAAACCAGGACUAAACCAGGACUACAACAGGCCUGAACCAGGACUA
Molecule: messenger RNA, 2507 nt
Organism: Boleophthalmus pectinirostris (great blue-spotted mudskipper)
Lineage: Eukaryota; Metazoa; Chordata; Actinopteri; Gobiiformes; Gobiidae
Gene: hdac8
Product: histone deacetylase 8
Exons: 11
Coding region: 78-1214 (378 amino acids)
Molecular function (GO): histone deacetylase activity
Source: RefSeq, a predicted model, not a curated record